This is a messenger RNA of Harpegnathos saltator (Jerdon's jumping ant), 3649 nucleotides long. It is a transcript of the gene Impbeta11, whose product is annotated as importin beta11. NCBI's taxonomy places the organism in Eukaryota, Metazoa, Arthropoda, Insecta, Hymenoptera, Formicidae. Gene Ontology annotation, molecular function: small GTPase binding. The record is from RefSeq and is a predicted model, not a curated record. Gene Ontology annotation, biological process: protein import into nucleus. The transcript is spliced from 18 exons. Gene Ontology annotation, cellular component: cytosol; nuclear envelope. Bases 526 to 3450 code for a protein of 974 amino acids.
UGCGCGAAUGAAAAGUAAGCCGCAUCCGGCACCGAUUGAACGAGAAAAAAGGAAACAGAAAGAUCAGCAGUGGCCGAAAACGAUUCAAAACGCGCAAUCACAAAGAACAGACCAGCGAUUUCCUGGCGCUGCACGCUGUGCGGCGCGCGAUAAUCAGCGGCAAUCAAUUGUCACUAUUGCCAUCAUCGCGCUACAACGGUACGCGAAACGAGGUGUGAAGAGAGAGAGAGAGAGAGAGAGAGAGGAGAGAGAGAGAGAGUGAGAGUGAGAAAAGGAAGAAAGGAUAGUAUUCAACGACGUCGGUCGGAGGGGUGGAGAACGGUGUGCUUCCAAAGGUGCCACACUCACACGUACGCACGCGUGUUGUGCGACACACAGUGGGCCUGCGGAGCGGAGCGGACUAGGAGGAUCAACUGGAGAGUUUUCGUUAUGUAUCGAUUUACUACGUAAAUACUCUCGCCCUCGAGACAAAUGGGACACACGGAAUGAGAGUCUGCGGCACCGAUUGCGAGACAGUAGGAAGACAUGGAUGCCAGGGUGAUAGAGGUUCUGCAACAGGCAGUCAGCCAAGAUCCUAAUAUCCUGAAAUCGGCGGAGCAAACUCUGAAACAAUGGGAGACUCAACAGGGGUUUUAUAUAGCAUUAUAUAAUGUUCUAUCAAAUCAUUCCUUGGCUGUUGAAGUUAGAUGGAUGGCUAUAGUGUAUCUAAAAAUUGGAGUUGAUAAAUAUUGGAGGAUAAAUGCCCCAAAUGCAAUUCGGGCUGAUGAAAAAGAAUUUUUACGCCAGCAUUUGCUGACAAACCUGGAGGAACCUGUGAAUCCAUUAGCUGUACAAUUAGCAAUUCUUAUUGCAAAGAUAGGAAGGCUUGACUACCCCAGGGAAUGGAGUACACUAGUACCAACUUUGUUAGAAGUUAUAAGACGGGAGAGCCCUUUGGCACAACGUCAAGCGUUAUUAACAUUGCUUCAUGUCAUUAAAGCUUUAGCGUCUAAACGCCUGAGUGAAUCCCAGAGGAUUUUCCGUGAGGUAGCUGCGAGCAUGUUCAGUUUCAUCCUGACCCUGUGGAAUACUUUUACGGAAUCCUUCCUAAUAUUAGCGUCGAACGGCGCCGACGUCCGGCAAAUACAAGAAGCAUUGGAGAAAGCUCUGCUGUUGCUGAGAAUACUCAGGCAACUGAUUGUAAACGGUUUUACCAACCCUUCCGAAUCUCAGGAUGCCAUGUUAUUUUUGAAAGUUGUUUUCGAGCGUGCGAGAGCCGCUCUCGAGUGCCGGAAAACUUUAGCGUCUAGAGGCAUACCGGUGGACAUGUGCGAGAAGUUUAUAAUACAUUUGACCAAAGUUUUAAUGGGAGUACUAGAGAUGCACCCGUUUUGUUACGUGGAGCUUAUACCGACUUCCUUAGAAUUCUCCGUUUUUUACUGCUUCACGGAGGCUGGUCAGACAUUAGCAUUUGAGAGAUUUAUUAUCCAAUGUCUAAAUCUAGUGAAGAAUAUUUUAACAUCGACGUACUAUAGACCAGCUAAGAUUGUCGAAGAUACGAAGGACCCGAUAGCGUUAAGAGCGUACCAAUUAAGGCAAGAAUUUUUCACACCGGACACGUUGACGGAGAUUUGCUCCAGACUUGUCACGCAUUAUUUCCUUUUAACUCCCACGGACUUGGAAUUAUGGGACACCGAGCCGGAAAAUUUCGCUAUCGAUGACGGUGGCGGAGAAUCAUGGAAGUACAGUCUCAGGCCCUGCACCGAAUCCGUAUUUAUGGCGAUAUUCCAUAACUUUAGAGACGUUCUCUCGUCGGUUCUAGUUGACCUGAUGCGACAGCAUCAUCAGCCUGUCGAUCCCAAUAAUUUGCACGCAAUCUUAGUGAAAGACGCAGUUUAUCGUGCAGUUGGCCUGGCUGCAUUCGAUCUGUACGACGAGGUGAACUUUGAUCAGUGGUUUUCGACGACUCUGAAGGAGGAAUUAAAGAUUCGAAAUAAUAAUUAUAGAAUUAUCAGGAGACGUGUAUGCUGGUUGAUCGGACAAUGGACGAGUAUAAAAUUAAGCGCGGAAUUGAGACCGGAUGUUUACAUGCUAAUGGUGGAGGCGCUAAGUCCCACAGAAGACUUGGGCGUUCGAUUAGCCGCGAGCGACGCCUUGAAAAAGGCGAUCGACGACUUCCAAUUUAAUCCGGAAGAAUUCGCCAUUUUCUUGGAACCGACAUUUUCGCUGUUGUUCGCUCUCCUUAAGGAAGUGAAUGAGUGUGAUACAAAGAUGCAUGUAUUGUUCGUGCUGUCGUUUAUCAUUGAGCGCGUCGGCAGCAAAAUUAAGCCUUACGUCGCUGCACUCAGCACGUAUCUACCUGUACUUUGGCAGCAAUCGGAGGUAUUUAAUAUGUUGAGGUGCGCCAUAGUAUCGACCCUGAUACAUUUGGAGAAGGCUCUAGGAUCUGACAGCGUAACUUUGGAGCCGCUGGUGGUUAACGUCGUGGCUCUUAGUUGCGACGUUAACCAAGAGGGACAUGUUUACCUAUUAGACGAUGGUUUGGAACUGUGGUUGGCUUUAUUGGAGAACUCACCGGCGCCGACGCCGGGUAUAUUGGGCCUCUUCAGGAAUAUGCCGGCGUUAUUAGAUCAGUCGGCGGAUAACCUGCGUUUGUGUUUGUAUAUAAUUCAAGCGUAUGUACUGCUGAGCCCGCAAGACUUCUUUACGCAGUGGGGUUCGGUAGUCAUCGAGAUACUGAAGGAGCUUCUGAGUGACUUACGGUCGGAUGGCUUAGUGAUGGCGAUGAAGGUAUUCGAGACCUGUCUCAGAGCAUCGCCCCAACAAGGCACAGAAUUGAUCAAGCCUGUUUUACCGAAGAUAUUUGAAACCGUUUACAUCGGCGAGGAAUAUCCGAUGGUCAUGACCAUGUAUCUGUCCAUUGUCGCGAGAGUUUUGCUAGUUUCUCGAGAUAUUUUUGUACAGGUGAUCAGCGAUUUAGCGCGUAGUAAAGGAAACGAUACGAGGGAGGAGGUUGUGUUUGGCAAGAUUUUACACGUGUGGCUAUGCGGCAUGGCCUUGGUGUCGCAGCAUGAAAGGAGUAAAUUAUUAGCCCUCGCACUUUGCUCCCUCCUAGGAGCAAAUUGCCCUCCCACGGUCCUCGAGCACUUUCCACAUAUAAUGGCGAUGAUCGUUGAGGCGCUCCACGACAUUACCAAGGUUGACGAUAUGGGCUAUGCUUUCGAUUCCUUGUUGAUUGGUGAUCAACCCAGUCCGUCGCAAUACGAGGAAGUGGAUUAUGAAACCGAGCACGCUCAGCGGCAAAAGAAACUCGCCUUCACCGACCCUGUACACAAUGUAUCCUUGAAAGACACGGUGCAGCAACAGUUGGUCGCGUUGCGAAGAAUGGUCGGUGACAAUCAGUUCGAUCAAUUGAUGCUUACACUUAGUCCCGACAUUGAGGAACAACUCAAGGACUUUAUAUCCCUGUGAGGAAGAAGUAAGAUCAAAACACAGAAUUAGGACAUGUCGGACAAAUGCUAUAUGAAAUGUAAACGUAUGAAAGAAGCUUUACAGCGCUCCAUUGUAAAACGGCACUAUUUUAUUGUAUGAUACUACCACCUGUUUCACUGUAUUAAUAAUGUUGAUAAUAAAAGGUACCGCAACGCCAUUCGACAAUUCCUUUCUCAAA